AUGUAUGUUGAAAAAAUCGUUCAGUUAUUUUUUUUCAGUUCAAGUUUCAUUCAUAUUGACAUUCAGAGAAACAACGGAAAGGGAUUCAAUUCACAAGUUCCCUUGCUUUUCUUCUUUUCCUCUCCAUACCCGAUCGAGUUUUCACUCAAAAACAUAUGUCGAUCGUGGCAAGCUGGUGAUCUAAUUUUUUUCCAGCCUAAACGCAUUAACGGUGACGUGAGUGAAAGGAGAAAAACACAUACCUGGUUGUUGUUGUUGUUGUUGUUGAACAAACACUUUAGAUUUAGUGAAACUCUCGCGAUGUAUCGACAAACAUACUCCUUGAUUGAGGGGAAAAUUAACACGACUUCUGAUGAAGAGUGGUGGGGAUAUAACCAAGUCCGGACCCCAGAGAAAGAGCUGGCCCUCACCGAGUUCCGACUCAGAUUGAAGGAUAUAGCCACUGAGAAGCAGUUGAAGAAUGAUAUUUAUUGCAAAAGGUGGUUGAUCGCUCGCCAGUAUAACGUUGAUCAGGCGGUAGAAAUGUUUAAAAACAGCAUGAGUCUCAGAGAACAAAUGGAAGCCGACAAACUGAUUGCUGAGUACACCCCACCAGAGGUAAUCAGUAAAUACAUGACUGGCGGUGAUAUUGGCCAUGACAAGGAAGGAUCAGUUCUGCGAAUUGAACCAUGGGGUUACCUGGAUAUGAAAGGAAUCAUGUAUUCUUGCAAAAAAUCCGAUUUGGAGAAAAGCAAAUUGCUCCAAUGCGAAAAACAUCUUAAAGACUUGGAAGCUAUAAGCGAAAAACUUGGGAAACCUUGCACCGGUUUGACCGUUGUCUUCGAUAUGGAUAAUGUCGGUUCCAAACACAUGUGGAAACCCGGUCUUGACAUGUACCUCUACUUGGUCAAGGUCUUGGAAGAUAAUUACCCAGAAAUGAUGAAGAGACUUUUCGUCAUCAACGCCCCAACUCUUUUCCCUGUUCUCUACAAACUCGUCAAACCUCUCCUCAGUGAGGAUAUGAAAAACAAGAUUUUCGUUCUCGGAAGUGAUUUCAAAGACACACUGUUGGAAUACAUCGAUGCUGAAGAACUCCCAGCUUAUUUGGGCGGAACCAAGACUGGGCCUGAUGGUGACGCGAAAUGCUCAGAUGUUAUUUGCCAUGGCGGAGAAGUACCAACGGAAUAUUAUUUGGAGAACACAGAAGACUUUGAAACAAUGGAAGCAAUUACUGUUGGAAGUGGCGACAAGGUUUAUGUAGAAUAUAAAGUUGAAAAUGAAGAUUCCUUCCUUAAAUGGGAAUACAAGACUGAAGAACACGAUAUUGGUUUCGGUGUCUUCAGAAAGAACGGUGAUGACUGGGAAGAAGUAAUACCAAUUGAACGGAGAGAUUGCUCUAUCAUGACCUUAGACGGAAGUUACAAGUGCAAAGACCCAGGCACCUACGCUCUCUGCUUUGAUAACUCCUUUAGCAUGAUGACCUCUAAAAACAUACGAUACGCUGCUGAAGUUAUGGACCCCGAAGUGGACAAAUUGAAAGAUGACAUCAAUAAAAUGAUCAAAGAUUCAACUUGGGAUGAAUUGUCUGCCCAAAUCAGUUAA
This is a messenger RNA of Acanthosepion pharaonis, 1581 nucleotides long. The record is from the annotation of a GenBank genome assembly. Lineage: Eukaryota; Metazoa; Mollusca; Cephalopoda; Sepiida; Sepiidae.